AUCGACGGAUUGCGGUUCUCACGCUGGAUCUGAGCGCGUUAUCAGUUAACUGGCGGUGACGAUGUCGUGGAGCCACCAGCGAAACGUAAACAAACGACGCCCACGGUUCCAGCCGAACCCCAAAUUGGAUCCGAUUCCGAAUCUAGCCGAAGUCCUGGGCCAAAAAAAGCGCACAGCUCCGGCUCCGAGUCCCACGGCCACCAGAUACUUUCACACUGGCUCCGCGUGCGCUUCGUUUCUAGCGUCGUGUGUGUGCAAUGUCAUUUUCCAGUGGCUCAUCAUCGUCCGCCUGGGAUUAUCGGAGUACUCCGGCAUCGCUCGGACUCCUGGGGCCGCGUCAAAAUGCCACAGUCACGCCCACGGAACUGGGUGUUCAGUCGACGAGCCUGGGAGCCGGUCACUUCCUCUGGCUGGCCAUCAAUGCCCUGCUGUUCGGCCUCAUCCUGGGCGGCAACAUACUGACCAUCGUGGCGGUGCGCACCUGCCGCCACCUGCGAUCGGUCAUCUCCAACCUGUUCAUCCUCUCGCUGGCCGUCUCCGAUUUCUGUGUGGGUCUGGCCCUGCCCUACCACCUGGUCUUCUACAUGGGCUCCGACAUUGGGGCCAUGCGGGCGCCCUGCCUGCUGCGCUUCUUCCUGCUCAUCUGCGCCUGCUGCGUGUCCAUGCUUACCCUCAUCUCCAUUGCGGUGGAUCGGUACAUAGCCGUGGUCUACGCCCUGCACUACAGAAGAUACAUGACCCGACGCGUGGCCUACAGCAUCAUCAUCUCGAAUUGGUGCCUGGGUGCCUUGGUGGCCCUGCUGCCCGUGUUCUGGAACCGGUGGCCCGAGGCGCAGGCCUGCGAGUUCGACGAGGUCCUCUCGCCCGGCUACAUAGCCGGGGUGAUCACGCCGGGCUUUGUGAUCAUCUGGAUCUGCAUGCUGCUGGUCUACUGGCGCAUCAUGCGCGAGGCUUCCAAGCAGGCCCAGCGACUGCGCCAGUCGGUGGUGUACAGCACGGAAGAGGCCACCACCAUGCGCAGUAUGCUGCUGCAUCCCGACUGGAAGAGCGUCCAGAUCGUGGUCUUCAUCAUGGGCUGCUUCACGCUCUGCUGGCUGCCGUACUUCUGCGUGGCCAUUGCCCAGCUGUUCAGCAUCUGCCGCAGCAGCUCGAUGAUCUACAAGACCACGUUCUCGCUGGCCAUCGCCAACUCGGCCCUCAAUCCGAUCAUCUACUCGUGGAAGAACUCCGGCUUCCGGCGAGCCUUCGCCCAAACCCUAUGCUGCCGGUCGGCGAGGCAGUGCGAGGAUCAGCUGCCGGCGGACAGCAAGCACCGCAUGGAGGUGGCCACCUCCUCCUCCACGGGCUACCAGCAGGAGAUCAAGUCCAAGGCCACUCAGUGAUCAGCAUCGGGAUUACCCAAAUACCCAUCCCUUGACUUGGUAGGAUUAUUUUCAGAUGAUAGCAAUUAAAGCAUUUUCUUUUAGAGCUCUACUCAUGUUUAACCCAUUAUAUAGAUUUGUGAAACUGGGCGAACUGAUAAGUAUGCAAUAUAAUAUAACAACACAACAAUCGGGUUCUAAGUGGCGCCAUCUGCCGAGGGUAAACACAGCAAGCUAAGCGCGAGCUAACAGUUAUUUCUCUCUCUCCACUCUUUUAAAAAUAUGAAUUUCGUUUUUCAAGUAUAAAGUGACGUCACAAUAACUUAAUUGCCAAUAAUUUCUAAAAUAUUGGUUGGAUUUGUAUAAUUUUUGG
Molecule: messenger RNA, 1734 nt
Organism: Drosophila elegans
Lineage: Eukaryota; Metazoa; Arthropoda; Insecta; Diptera; Drosophilidae
Gene: mAChR-C
Product: alpha-1A adrenergic receptor
Exons: 2
Coding region: 258-1382 (374 amino acids)
Biological process (GO): adenylate cyclase-activating adrenergic receptor signaling pathway
Cellular component (GO): membrane
Molecular function (GO): G protein-coupled receptor activity
Source: RefSeq, a predicted model, not a curated record